AUGCAAAAUUCAGGAUAACCAAGUUCAGAAAUUGAAAUACCUCUUCCUAGUUUUACAAACAACUCAUAAUUGCUGUCAGAAAGUGAAAAUGAUGAUGUAUAAAGAGAUUCAUAACCAGUAAUUCAAAAAGCAGAUUCUCAUGAAUCUGUAAUCUCUGAACAUGAAGAAUAACCUAAGAAAUAUAGAUAAAUUAUUUAAGCUUUAGAUAUAAUUGGUCUCCUUGGAUUAUUAAUUUAUUGCAUUUUAAUACAGUCUUAUUACUCAACUUUUUAUUUGAUAUGUUUGCUUUUAAUUUUAAAUUACUCAUAUAUUAAUAGAUACAAAGGAAUUUAAGUUAAAGAUGGCAAACUUUAUACUUUGACAGAAUUCGCUGCCUAAUAAUAAGAGUUCCAUAACACUAAUUAAAAUUAAGAAUAAUCUGAAAAAUACUUUACUACUUAAUAUUGGUUAGUUCUUCAUGAUUUUAAAAAACUUGUUUGGUACAGUUUUCUUAUAGUGUCUACAAUAUCUUUGAUUGUAAAGCUUUCGUUAUACCCUAUAGUAAAAAAUGGAGUAAUUUAAUUUAAUAUAGUAAGGGUUUUACUAUGAUGUCAAUUGAAAACUUUAGAGGACUAGAAAUUUACUUCACAGUUAUUAAUGGUUAAAUAUUUGUCACUUCUGCUAAUCAAAGUUUAGCUUUUGCUCCCAAUUGUGUGAUGUUAUUUUUGGCCAUAAUUAUUUUAAUUUUCAGGGAUAUCUAAAUUAAAUAAGAAUUCUAUGAAUUAACCGAUAGUCCUAUUCUAACUAAAUUUUUUAUAGUAAAAAUUUUAAUAUUAUUCAGCUAUUAAUGUUACUUAACUUAAUAAUCUUGACUUGUUGUACAAAAUCUUUUAUCGGCCUAAUUAUGUGGACUUUUUAAUUAAUUUUGCUAUUAAGAAUGUAUAACAAUCAAUUAGUAGAAAAUCUUUAUUUUAUAAUAUUAAAGAUUGUAAUUAUGGUGAUAUUAGUGGUUAUGUAUUUUAUCAGUACACCAAUAAAGAAUGUUAUCCUUUAAAAUAAUCAGCUAGCUUCCUUCACUCUAUAAUUUACAGGGUUUUAAUUAUUUGGUUACUUUAGUGAUUAUGAAGCAUAAGCCAUCUUAUUUAUUAUCUUCUCAAUUAUUGUUCUUAAUAUGCUUUGUUUAGUUAAUGAAAAGAUUAAGACUCAAAAUAUAAAAAAUCAAUUUAAUUACACAAUAACUGAAAUUUCUUAAUAAUAUCAAGACUUUAAGUAAUAUUAAGAACUAGUUAAAAGUGAAUUACGUAAUAUCUCUGUAGAUAUUAAUGAUUCACCUAAAGGAAGAAAGAAAAGUUAAGAAGAAGAUGAAUUAUCGGAUUCUAAUGAAAUGAAUGAUGAACAAAUAGAAGAAGAAAAAGAAAUUUCAAAUGAAGAUUUCGAAGAAUAAGAGUAUGAUGAAUAAAAAGAAAAUGUUUAAAAAGAAAAUGCUCCAAACGUUCUUUUAGAUCAAUUAGCAAAUUCUACUAUUUAUUUUCAUAAAUUAGAAAAAGCUUGGUAUACUUCAUUAGAAAAAAUUAAAUAUGUAAUUGAUAAACCAAUCAUUUCAUUGAUCAUUUUAUAGAUAUUGUCAUUAAGUAUUGUCAUACUCUAAUAAACAUAUUUUUCUAUUUUAUUAGUAUGUUGGCUUAUUUUAACAGGAUUCACUUUGGAUUUUAAAAUAAUACGUUUAGCUACUAUAUUUUUUAAUAUUCCAUCCUUAUUGAUUAAUUUCUUUACUUUUUAUUAUAGUAAUAUAACAGGAUUAGAUAGACCAGAUAACUUUUAUUCAUUUUGUCCUUCUAGUUAAUACAAAAAUAUUGAUGAUUUACCAACAACUGUUUGUUAAAAACUUGGAUUCUUUUAUUAAAAUAAUUCAGCUGUAAAUUCAAUUUUAAUGAAUUGCACCUUGUGUUUAUUUUUUUUAUUCAUUAAAUAAAUUGAAGAGUAAUAAGAAAAAGAAAAUUAAAUACAAGCUUAAACUAAUGAUAUUGAAGUGGAUCCUAAAUGGUUUAAUAUAGCUUUAGCUUUUUUCUUUAAAAUUGACUUUUAUAUUGUUAUAGUUUUAUUAUAUUGGGUUGGAUUUAAUGAAAUUAAUAUAAUAUCAUUUAUUAUGAUAUUACUUUUAAUAAUAUUUAUUGUUAAUCAAUCAAAUAAAAGUAAACAUAAAGGAAAAAGUGUUCCUUUUUAAUAAAAAUAUUGGUUACUUCUUUUAAUUUAUAUAAGUUUUCUAACAUUAAUAAAAUAUUUGUAUAUUUUAUUUGGAGCUUCAUCAAGUUAUUUUGUUGUUUAGGUUUUAGGAUUUAAUAUGUUAAAUAAACAAAUGGUUUUAAAUUGGAUAUUGUUUUAUAUGAUAAUAAUUCAAUAUUAUGGGUUUAAUACUGUUUUAUAUGAUAAAUAUUCAAACGUAAAUAAAAAUCAUAUUUUAGAGAUUAAUAGGAACUAUCUCAUCAGUUGAGAGUAUUAAAAACAAUGCACCUAAUUUUAGAUAUCAUUUUGGAAUAUUAGAAACAAUAUAUAGCCAUUCAUUAAUAUGGACAGCUUAUGUUAUCAAUAUUUGUUUUUUAUUAUUCACUCCAUAUAGUUACCUAAAUAAUUUAUUAUUAUUUUAUAUAGGAAUUGUAUUUUUAUACCAUGUUAAAUCAAUAAAUUCUUAAAUUAAUUAUAUUAAUUUAAGAUUAUUAUGGUAUAUUUAUUUAUAAAUGUUACUGAUAGCUUUUGCAUAUAGAUAUCUUUUUUCAUUUUUGUAAUCAUUUAUAAAUUUUAUUAGUUAAGCUGUGUUCCAAACUUAAGUACAAAAUCAGAAGGAUUUUAAACUUUUUAUGAAAAUCUGUAACAUUAUUAUCAGGAAGCUGGUUUAUAUUCAUAUUCGACUGAUAAUUUAAGGAUAGAAUAUUUAGCUGAUACAUUAAAUAUUUUAUUUGGAGCAUUUGCUUUAAAUUAAUUAACAAAAUUUAAGAAAUUAUAAAUUAAAUAAAGUAAUUAAAAUUUAAGCGAAUCUUAUUCAUAAAAUGUUUUAGAUUUAAAGAUAUUAGAAUAAUAAAAGUGGCUUAAAUCAAUUUUAAUUGGAAUUGCUCAUAUUAAUACAGAUUUAAUCACAAUAUAUAUUGUAAUAUCUUGUGUUCUUUACUUAAGAUCAAUAGCUGCAUUCAUAUUAUUAACAUUAUAUUUAAGUUAUUUUUUUCGUGUGCAUAAUUCAAUUUUAGAUAUCCUAGAUGAAUAAUAAAGUUUAAUGAAACUAUAAAAAUGUAAAAAAUUUAGAUAUUUAUUUAGAAAUUAAUUUAUUAAAAUAAUUGUAUCUUGAAUUUGCUUCAGAUAUAUCUCAUAUUGAUGAACCUCAAAAAAUAAAAAGAUUAAAUGAUGAAAUUAAAUUGUUACGAUUAAAUAAAAGAAUUAAACUUAAAAGAGCAAUUUGGUUAUAUUCCUUUUAUUUUACUGCUUUUUGUAUUUUCUUAUCAUAUUUAUCAUAAUUUCUAUCAACUGAAUCUUUUACAACAAUUGUAAAUCCACCAUAAUGGGUUGAUUAUACUGUACUUAGUUUUUUUAUUUUUGGAACAUACUCUAGAUAAUAUAUAAUUACAAAUUAAUGCUAUUGUGGCUAUGAAUCAAAUAAUAAUAAUUGUAAUGAGACUGAUUAUGUUUAAACUUAGUCAAAUAUGUGGUAGGUAACAUGGUUUUAUUUGUUUUUGCUAUUUGUUAAUGUCAUUGAUACAGCUUGUACAAAGAUUUUAGAAGAUGAUUUAAAAAAAAAUAUUGAUAAUUUAUAAGAAACUUAAGAAAUGAAUAAAAUAGAAGAAUCAAGAAUUUAAAAUUAAUCUUAUGAAGAGAGUAAAGAAAUAUUUGAUAUAAAAUAUGAUUUUGUUGCUUUUGUAAAAAGUCAUAGUAAUUACGAAUCAUUUGAAAGAGAAGUAUUAAUUUUAAAUUACUUUAUAAAUAAAAGUAGAUUUGUAAAGAUAUUACUUUAUGAUUCAUUAUUUAAAAUAUUUUAAAGAUUUCUAAUUUUGCUUUAUUUGUCAAAUACUUUAUUAGUUAAUACAAUUUUUUCACUAUUUUACUUAAUAAUAUCUGUAAUUUUAUUUUAAAUGAAUGCAACAGCUAAAAGUACAAAGAAAUUAAAUUCUAUAGCAAUAUUUUCAAUAUUAUUUUAAUAUUUUUUAUAUCUUCUAAAUUGGACUCCAUCAGAUAAUGAUAUUCCUUAAUUAAACUAUUUUAAUUUAACACCUUAAGAUUUUAAUUUGAUGGCUAAAACGAAUAUAUCUGAUUAUUGGUUAGCUUUUUUAGGAUUUCAAGGUACAGAAAUAAUGGAUUGUGAAUCAUUAUAAUAGAGUUUAUUUUAUGAUAUGAAAUGUGAGACUAAUUAAUUACUUAACAUUGUUAUUGUAUUUAAUUGUCUUAUAGUAUCAUUUAUUUAUUUGUAUUUUUUAAUGCUUGAAUGGUUUUGUGAUCAAAUUUAUCAAUAAUCUAUAAAAAUGAAAAAUGAAUUUAUUGUUUGUAAAAAAGUACUUAGUAAUCACAGUGAUAGUUAAAUGAUUAUUAAUUAUAAUCUUUGGAGAUAAAAGAAUUAUAGUUUUAGACAUAUUUUAAUUUAAACAAUUACAAUGAAUUAUCAUUUGAUUCUAUUUGGAUUUGUAUUGUUUUUAAGUGAAAUGAAUAGAUCAAUGUUUAAUCUAGUUUAAUUACUUAUUGUUAUAGGAUUUAUAUAUGUAGCAGAAUUUCAUUUUAAAUGGCCUUAUGUAUUUAGUGAAAGAAGGAUUAUUACGGCAUUUUAUUAAGGAAUAUUUACUUUAUCAGCAAUAAUAAUAGGCUUAUUCACAUUAUUAAAGGUUCCAACUUUUUUGGAUUAAUGUGUUAAUACUAAAGCAUUUAGAGAAGAUGUAGGGAAUGGUUUAGAAUUUUAUUGUAUGGAAGCAUUUAAGUUGAGAAUUGAUGGACAGAUAUUUUUAAUGUUUUUUAUUACGUUAUUUUUUGAUUUAUAGGCAUCUCAUCAUCUUCAAACUAGAUAAGAUAAUUAUUAAACAAAUAUGAAAUUAAGAUCUAAAAUGAUUUCAAGAGGUCUUGCUUAUUCUUAUAAUUAUUUAUAAUAUAAAAAGAUAUUAGAAUUAUAAGAAGAAAAAAAUGUUUUAAAUUAGAUAUCAGAUACUAUUGAAUAAAAAAUGAUAAUUUGGAAAAGUAGAGUAAGGGAAAUAUCAAUGAAGAAAAAAGAAAGAGAAGUUUCAGUUAAAAUUCAAUAAUAACAAUUUCCAUAAUUAACUGCAAGUUUUAUGACUGAACCAGAAGUUUAAAUACCAAAAGAUUAAUCUUUUUUUAGAAAAACUUAUAUUAAAAUGAUUCUGUGGAUGAGAAAUGACAAAUAAUUAAUAAAAUUUAUGCCUUUCCAUGUUUUAAUGGAUUAUAUAUUAUAAUAAAAUAAACGACUAUAGAGACAUGUAUUUAUUAAAUUAGAGAAUCAUCUAAUGAAUGAUACUGCAGUUUAUGAGGAAGAAAUCAAAACUCUCGAAAAAAUAUAUAGAAGAUUUUAUCAAGAAAUAAGUAAAAAUAAAGAUAAAUUAAAUAAUGUUGUUUUAGAUAGUUUUAUUUAAAAAGCUAUGGAAAAAUACAAAAAAUUUUAUAAACCAUAGAAUGAAUAGAAAUAUAUUAAAUAUUAUGAAUAAUACUAAAUGAAUUAUAAUUUAAGCAAGGAAUUAAGGUUUGUUCAUAUUAUAGAUGAAAAAGAAAGAAUAGUUUUAGAAUAAACAAAAUAAAAAUAUCCAAUUAAUAAAUUAAUUUAAAUGAAAACAAUAAAUUUAUUUAGUUUGUUUCUUUAAGAUAUUUUUAAAUAUUGUUUAAUAAAAUGGGAUUCAAUAACAAACAUUAUUAUAAUAUGUUAUUAUUUCAAGAAUUAUGCCCUUUUAGGAAUGGUAUUACCAAUAAUAAUGUUUGUAUGGGGUUUAAUUGAUGUUAAUUCAAAAAUAUUUUGGAUAAUUUCUUAUUCAUUAUAUUUUUUUAUUAUUUUAAUUAUAUUUGUAGAUUCAAUGUAUGGAGUUGCAUAUAGUAAUUUAAAUAAACCUCAAUAAUUUAUUCCAUGGUAUUACUUAUUAGACAAUAGUAAUACUUUUGGUUUAUUUUAUGAAAUAUUUACAAUUUGGAUAAUAACAUUUUAAGUUUUUUUAUAAAAAUCAUUUGGAAUUUUUGAUUAUCCUUUCACAUAGAUAGAAAAUAUAUUUUAAGGUUAUAUUAGAUUGAAAUUGAAUAAUUUUAAUAAAGAUAUGGUAGAUGAGAUAAUUUAAGAAUCAGAAAUUUAAAGAUCAAGAUCUAAGUCAGAAAUAGCUAGAAUUUAGAAUGCAGAAAUAGAAAGAAUAGAGUUGGUAAAUUAAUUGUAAGGAAAAUUAUAAUUGGAAAAAUCAGGAAUGGAAGAAGAAGAGAGUGUUUUGAAAUAAAUAGGAAAUGAUUUAGAAAGAAAAAUAGCAGCAAAUCCUGAAAUAAUUAGUGAUAAAUAUUAGCCUGGAUUUUUUGAGAAAAUAAUGUCUUAUGAAUAUGCAAGACCAGGAUUAGAUCUUUAUUUAGCAAUAGCUUCUAUUUAAGUAAUAUUAUUUUUAUAUUUGCUUUUUUUUUUUAAUUUUAUGACUGGAUAAUCAUAAAAUAUUGAAGGAUAUUUAAAGUAUAAUUAAGUACCAGCUCAAUUAGUUUUAGCAUUAGUAUUUUAAAUGAUAUUUAUGAUGAUUGAAAGAUAUAUUGAAUUAAGAGGAGAUUAAAAAUAUAUUAAUCAAGAAAGGACUGUUUAUAAAAAUAAAUACAAAACAUAGUUUGUUUAAAAAUAUAUUUUAUAAAUUGUAAUACUAAUUUUGGUGUUUCUUUUUGUUUAUUGUUAUUUACUUAGACUUUGGAAUAGAACUUAAGAUGAUUACAAAGAUUAUAAUUCAUCUAUUGUAAUAUUUUUUAUUUUCUUUUGUGCUUAUUUUUAUUUAUCUGCUCUUUAAUUAAGAUAUGGAUAUAGAGAAUUGAAAGUAAGAAAUUAAUUUUUAUAUGUUUAUAAUUAAUUGAGCUAUUAUUUUGCUUUAACAUUCUAUUCAAUUCCAUUUUUAUAUGAUUUAAAGGUAUUAAUGGAUUGGACUUGUUUAUAUACAUCACUUGAUGUUUUUUAAUGGUUUACUUUAGAAGAUAUUUAAAGAUAAUUAUAUUUUACUAAAAUAUCUUCUGAAAAGAUAAUGAAAAGACCAUUAGGAUUAAAAAUUACAAAAUUAAACAAAUUAAUCUAUUUUUUCUUUGUGAUUUUUAUCUUAAUUUGUAUAUUUGUUCCUUUGAUAUUAUUUUCUGCUCUAAAUCCAGCUUCAGAAGAUAAUCAAAUAGUAAGUGGAUCAUUUAUAAUAAAUCUUGUAAAUGUAGAUACUAAUUUAAAUGUUUAACUUUAUGAAUCAAGUCAGUUGAUGGGUUUAGAUUUACCGAUUAUAAGAGAUGCUAAAACUAUAAAAGAGUUAACUGACUAAAAUAAAUUAUCUUAAUAAUAAAUAGAUAAUUCAGGAGGAAUUUAAAGAUUUUAAUUAUCUGACUUUUCAAAUUUCAAAUGGUAAAUUUCUCUACCUUUAUAUACUUAAUUAAUUAGAGAGUUGAAUCAAACUUUAUUUAAUGAGGAAGAUUAUACUUUUAUGUUUAAUGUAACUUUUACAUUUCGACGACGUUUUUAAUUUAUUCUUCCUUCAAUAUAUAAGUUUUCAUAUCCUUACAAUCCUUUAGUAAAUGGUGAAAAUGGAACUACAGGAUUAAAUAGAAGUUAACUCUAAUACAUUAAAGAUGCUUCUAUGAAUUGUAAUAAUAAAGGAAUUCUUUUACCAAAUUUCUAUAUAGAGGCUCUAAGAAUUUAUUAAAGUUCUGCUACAAAUUAUAAUACAACUCCUAUUUAUGGGAAUAAUCUCAAUACUGUUUAAGAUGUUUUCUUAAAUAUUAAUUGUUCUAAAGGGAAUACAAAUCCUCUUUAAGGAGUUUCUAAUUGGGAAUUUAAGUAUGCUGGAAAUAGUAGCUUAAAUUAAUCAAAUAUUACUAUGGCUAAUGGAUUAUUAUACUUUGUAGUAUGUGAUUAAUACUCUGUCUUAACAUAUGGAUUAAGUGUUAUCACUAUUUAUACUACAAUUAUUCUUCUUAUUGCUAAAUGCAUUAGAAGUACAUUCUCUUCACAGGUAUUUAUGUUAGAAUUCACAUAAAUGGUAUAACCAGAUGAUCUAUUAUAAUUAUGUUAGGCUGUAUCUACUGCAAGAUAACUAUAAAAUUAUCGAAAGUAUUAAGAUUUAUUUAUUUAUUUAGAGAAAAUUUAUUAUAUUUUGAGUUAAUUGAUAUUAUACGCUCUCCAGAAUUAGUCAAAGCAAUGACAGGUGCUUGGUCAGAAAAGUUUUAUACCUAAUAAAAUGAUAACAAAUAAUUAUAAAAUCAAGAGCAAAUUAAUCAACAAGAACAAAAAUUAAAGAAAGAUUGA
Paramecium sonneborni is the source of this 8455-nucleotide messenger RNA. The record is from the annotation of a GenBank genome assembly. NCBI's taxonomy places the organism in Eukaryota, Ciliophora, Oligohymenophorea, Peniculida, Parameciidae.